AUGCAAGGUAGGAAAGGAGACACAAAGCCAAUGGGCAGAUCUGGGGCCACCAGCAGGAAGGCGCUAGAGACCCUACGAUGGGUCGGGGUCGGAGUGCAACGCAACCAUGAGAUGGCCUUCCAAGGCAUGCUUCGGAAACUGGACAUCAAAAACGAAGAUGAUGUCAAAUCUUUGUCUCGAGUGAUGGUCCAUGUUUUCAGUGAUGGAGUAACAAAUUGGGGCAGGAUUGUGACUCUAAUUUCUUUUGGUGCCUUUGUGGCCAAACACUUGAAGAGCAUAAACCAAGAAAGCUGCAUCGAACCUUUAGCAGAAAGUAUCACAGAUGUUCUCAUAAGGACAAAAUGGGACUGGCUGGUCAAACAAAGAGGCUGGGAUGGGUUUGUGGAGUUUUUACAUGUAGAGGACCUAGAAGGCGGCAUCAGAAAUGUGCUGCUGGCUUUUGCAAGUGUUGCUGGAGUAGGAGCUGGUUUGGCAUAUUUAAUAAGAUAGCCUUGUAAGUGCAAUAGUUGACUCUUAACCAACUCCAGCCACCAAAACUUCUGUGAAAUCAAAUGUAUUUAUGAAGUUGGACUUCAAGCUGCCCAGGCUGUAACCUCCAAGAGUUUCACUCUAGAAACCUAGCCAGAAAGCAAGUGGCAAGAGGAUUAUGUCUAACAAGAAUAAAUACAUGGGAAAAGUAGUCCCCCUUGAAGAGUUCACUGUAUGAAAGAAGCAAAGUUCACUUUCAGCACCAAGCAAACUGGGAGGCCAUGGAGGAGGACUGUUAGAUUUAGUGAAGAUAAAAAUGGAAAAACUUAAAUUUCCUUGUCUAGAACCAGAAGAGUGGCCAAUAGCCAGGCUAGUCAUAGAAUUCAUUAAAUAUGCCCACCGAAUUCAUUAAUUUCCUAUAGUGUUAAAGAGAAGCACUAACAAUGCCAGUGGCCUAUAAGAAAUGAUUUAAGCUCCAAGUAAUUGAGCUAUGACUAGAAGCCUCAGUA
Molecule: messenger RNA, 977 nt
Organism: Sciurus carolinensis (gray squirrel)
Lineage: Eukaryota; Metazoa; Chordata; Mammalia; Rodentia; Sciuridae
Product: induced myeloid leukemia cell differentiation protein Mcl-1-like
Exons: 2
Coding region: 1-489 (162 amino acids)
Biological process (GO): intrinsic apoptotic signaling pathway in response to DNA damage; positive regulation of apoptotic process; release of cytochrome c from mitochondria
Cellular component (GO): mitochondrial outer membrane
Molecular function (GO): protein heterodimerization activity; protein homodimerization activity; channel activity
Source: RefSeq, a predicted model, not a curated record